CACAUAACCUCUAUCUCACUCAAGAUGUUCAUAUUCUUGAGUGACACAAGAUUUUAGAAUGAAUUGUUAGAUGAGCUGAGGUGACUAGAGUGAAUAAAAAAAAGCACCUGCCGAAUAUUUUAAUGAGAAGAGAAUGCUUUAUUUUCAAUUUUAGAAAGAUGACGUCUUAGGUGGGCCAGACUGAAAAGAAAAAGAAAAGAUGGACGUCUGAGUGGGACGGAGGAAAAAUUAUACUAGUGUCUAUAAUUAGUUCUCUCACAAUGACAACACGAAUGCAAUAAAGGAAAUAUUAAUAAUAAAUAAACAUAGAUAAAAAUGCAACUAAAAAGGUUCAAUAUUAGCAUGCCGAUUAAUGCUUGAACCCAACUAUAAAGUUCCAUAUAAACUUUGUAUAUUUCUCAAAUCCAACUAAAGUAAAUACCAAAUUUUGUACAUUAAUUAUCAUCCAAUUAUCCUUACAAUUUUUUACAUAUUUAAAAUUUUAAAUAUAAAUUUGUCACUUGGUUGCCAUCUGAAUAAAUUUCAAAAUUACAAAAUAAAUACUGUAUGAAUAACAAAUCAUUUAAAUACUCCCUAAUUAUUUAUUUUUUCAUAAAUUCAUAUAUUGAUAUGACAAAUAAUUUAUGAGAUUGUAGAUAAUUCCUUUGGAUUUUUGAGGAUUUAAAUCCGAUUAUCUCGUCAAAUCCAUGUCAUCAUCUUUAGCUAAUCAAUUUCUUAUCCAAUAUUUCAGCACUAAAUUCUAUCACAUUAUUUUUGUUUAUUCAUUAACACUACCAAAAUACCCUGAGUUUUAUUUUUUGGAUUUCAAAGAUCGAUUUUGUUUGGUCUCUCUUUGUUUGACGGCAGUCUCCCAAUCUUCUUCUACUCUCGAUGGAGGAUUUCUCUCUCCCACAAGGCUCAUUUUCUCUUGGAUUCGAUAGCUCCACUCAGUCACUGAAAGCAACCGUUUUGGAUGCAAGCUUAAACAUUGUAGCUCAGGAAAUUGUCAAUUUUGAUUCCGAAUUAUCGCAUUACAAGACUAAAGAUGGUGUUUAUCGAGACCCUAGUGUUAAUGGUAGAAUCGUUUCUCCCACCAUAAUGUGGGUGGAGGCAUUAGACCUAAUCCUUGAGAGGCUCCAGAAAUCGGGGCUCGAUUUUGGGAAAAUCGUUGCUGUCUCCGGCAGUGGGCAGCAACACGGCAGUGUGUAUUGGAAAACCAGGAGCUCGAGGGUGUUGUCGUCCCUGGAUCCGAAAAAGCAGUUGGCGGAUCAGCUUGGCGAUGCCUUCUCCGUGAAGGAGUCGCCUAUAUGGAUGGACAGCAGCACCACGGAGCAAUGUAGGGCCAUUGAGAAAGCUGUGGGUGGCGCCAUGGAGCUGUCGAGCCUCACUGGCUCGCGUGCUUAUGAGAGGUUCACCGGCCCACAGAUUAGGAGAGUCUUUGAGACGCAGCCCGAGGCUUAUAAGAGUACAGAGAGAAUCUCUUUGGUUAGCUCUUUCAUGGCUUCGCUUCUUAUUGGGAGCUAUGCUGCUAUCGAUCACACUGAUGGAGCCGGGAUGAAUUUAAUGGACAUUAAGGAGAGAGCUUGGUCAAAGAAGAUUUUGGAGGCCACAGCCCCGAGUUUGGAGGAAAAACUAGGGAAGUUGGCGCCUGCAUAUGAUGUUGCCGGCAAAAUCGCUCCUUACUUUGUAGAGAGGUAUCAUUUCGACAAAAACUGUCUAGUCAUUCAGUGGUCUGGUGAUAAUCCUAACAGCCUAGCAGGUUUGACUCUCAAUAGUCCCGGGGAUUUGGCAAUCAGUCUUGGCACCAGUGACACUGUUUUUGCCAUUACUAACGAGCACAAGGCAUGCUUAGAAGGGCACGUUUUUCCUAAUCCAGUGGAUACAAAAGGCUACAUGGUUAUGCUAUGCUAUAAGAAUGGCUCCUUGACCCGUGAAGAGAUACGGAACAAUUGUGCGGAUAAAUCUUGGGAUGUUUUCAAUGAAUAUUUGCAGCGAACACAACCUCUAAAUGGUGGAAAGUUGGGAUUUUAUUACAAAGACCAUGAAAUUAUUCCCCCGUUACCAGUUGGGUUCCAUCGCUAUGUUCUUGAGAACUUCAAAGGAGAUACAUUAGAUGGGGUGAAAGAAACUGAGGUUACGGAAUUUGAUGCUGCCUCGGAGGUUCGAGCAUUAGUUGAAGGCCAGUUCCUCUCUAUGAGAGCUCAUGCUGAGAGAUUUGGACUACCUUCACCUCCGAAACGCAUAAUUGCAACUGGUGGAGCAUCAGCAAAUGACAGCAUUCUCAAGGAAGUAGCUUCAGUUUUCGGGUGCAACGUCUAUAAAAUCCAAAGCUCAGACUCGGCUUCUAUGGGAGCUGCUUUAAGGGCUGCUCAUGGUUGGUUGUGCAGCAAGAAGGGCAGUUUUGUUCCGAUUUCGUCCAUGUAUUCGGGCAAGUUGGAAAAGACCUCUCUCAACUGCCAACUUGCUGUUGCUGCUGGAGGCCAUGACCUCGUCUCCAAGUAUGGUUUGUUGAUGAAGAAGAGAGUAGAAAUCGAGAAUCGCCUCGUGCAAAAGCUCGGGCGAUUGUGAAAACCGGUCCGGUUUUUAAUACACUGGGUUCACAUGAGUUAUGCUCUUUUUAGGUUUGGGAUUUUGAUGAUCUUUUUCCAAUUAUCCAACUUGUAUAUAUGUUGGUUUCUCUGUGAUUUAAUCCAGUAACAGAUUCUUUUUUUAAAGUUUAAAGUUUAUGAUGAUAUUAUUGUUACAGUUA
Messenger RNA from Salvia splendens (bonfire salvia), 2728 nucleotides. Its product is annotated as xylulose kinase 2-like. The transcript has 11 exons. NCBI's taxonomy places the organism in Eukaryota, Viridiplantae, Streptophyta, Magnoliopsida, Lamiales, Lamiaceae. Gene Ontology annotation, molecular function: D-xylulokinase activity. The record is from RefSeq and is a predicted model, not a curated record. Gene Ontology annotation, cellular component: cytosol. The coding region runs from base 871 to 2547 and encodes 558 amino acids. Gene Ontology annotation, biological process: xylulose metabolic process; phosphorylation; D-xylose metabolic process.